Messenger RNA from Branchiostoma belcheri (Belcher's lancelet), 1017 nucleotides. RefSeq names its product acyl-CoA-binding domain-containing protein 6-like. NCBI's taxonomy places the organism in Eukaryota, Metazoa, Chordata, Leptocardii, Amphioxiformes, Branchiostomatidae. The coding region runs from base 9 to 767 and encodes 252 amino acids. The transcript has 8 exons. Gene Ontology annotation, molecular function: protein binding; fatty-acyl-CoA binding. The record is from RefSeq and is a predicted model, not a curated record.
AGAACAACAUGGCCGCCAGUGCAGACGACAGUUGUAGUUCUUCCCUGUCCGACGUGUUUCAGCAGGCGGUGGACCACGUAGCGACCAUAGCGCCGCAGCUCAACGGUGAUCAACUGUUGUACCUGUAUGCCAGGUAUAAACAGGUUAAUGUAGGAAAAUGUAACAUUCCCAAGCCGGGCUUCUUUGACUUCCAAGGAAAACAGAAAUGGGAUGCAUGGAACAGUUUAAAGGACAUGGAUCGGGACCAGGCCAUGACAGAGUAUGUGGAUGGUGUGAGGAAAGCAGAUCCUACAUGGGAACCAAGAGAAGGAGGAGAUUCCAAGAAGAGUACACUCAUGGGCCCAGUAGUUAGUACAAUGUCAUUUGAAGAGGAGUAUAUAAGUGACAAAAACAAGACAGUGUUUGAUUGGUGUAAAGAAGGAAACACUAAGCAAAUGGCAAGGCUGCUGUCCAAUGGGGAUGUAGAUAUCAACCAACAGGAUGCAGAGGGCCUGUCUCUCUUACACUGGGCAUGUGACAGAGGACAUGAAGAUGUUGUGAGAGAAUUACUACAACACAAGGCAAACAUCAACAUCCAGGAUGAAGAUGGACAAACACCUUUGCAUUAUGCUGCUACCUGUGAGUUCCUCAGUAUUGUACAGCUGCUGUUGGACAGCAGUGCUGACCCCUCCAUACCUGACAGUGAGGGCAGCCUUCCCCUGGACAGCACAGACAGCAAACAAAUCAAGGAGCUGCUGACUCAGUGGACAGCAAAGAGUCACACAUAGUAGUACCAGAAAUCAGAACUAUGUAAAUUUUAUCUGAAUAUCUUCCAGACUUUUUCCACUUUCUGCACAGUUCCACAUUUUCACUUUUCUUCCAAGUUUUUGAACAGAACACAGGGAACAUUGUGUGUUUCUUAUAAAUGCAUCAAAUGAAUUUGACUUGAAACACUUAACGUUAUAUGUAUUAUCCAAGGGCACAGUUGACGGUUUUUGUGAACAGGCCUAUAGGUCAUGUAAUUGCUUUAAUAAAGAU